Messenger RNA from Symphalangus syndactylus (siamang), 3493 nucleotides. It is a transcript of the gene CREB3, whose product is annotated as cAMP responsive element binding protein 3. Gene Ontology annotation, molecular function: DNA-binding transcription factor activity, RNA polymerase II-specific; RNA polymerase II cis-regulatory region sequence-specific DNA binding. The record is from RefSeq and is a predicted model, not a curated record. NCBI's taxonomy places the organism in Eukaryota, Metazoa, Chordata, Mammalia, Primates, Hylobatidae. Gene Ontology annotation, cellular component: nucleus. Gene Ontology annotation, biological process: regulation of transcription by RNA polymerase II.
GGGCUAGGGUGCGUCACUUUCCCUGCGUUGGAGGCUGAGGAGAAUUGAGCCUGGGAGGCAGGUCCGGAGAGGGCUAUGAAAAGCCCCUGGCGGGGAAGCCCGGCCGGCCGAAGAGGGACAGUGGAUAGGUGCCCGAGGCCUACCGCUGGCCUGGGGCUCGUGUCUGGGCUUCGGACGUUGGGGCCCGGUGGCCCACCCUUUCCUUAGUUGUCCCAAAUGGAGCUGGAAUUGGAUGCUGGUGACCAAGACCUGCUGGGCUUCCUGCUAGAGGAAAGUGGAAAUUUGGGGACGGCACCCGAUGAGGCCGUGAGGGCCCCACUGGACUGGGAGCUGCCGCUUUCUGAGGUACCGAGCGACUGGGAAGUAGAUGAUUUGCUGAGCUCCCUGCUGAGUCCCCCAGCGUCGUUGAACGUUCUCAGCUCUUUCAACCCCUGCCUUGUCCACCAUGACCACACCUACUCCCUCCCACGGGAACCUGUCUGUAUGGAUCUAGAGAGUGAGAGCUGUAGAAAAGAGGGGACCCAGAUGACUCCACAGCAUAUGGAGGAGCUGGCAGAGCAGGAGAUUGCUAGGCUGGUACUGACAGAUGAGGAGAAGAGUCUAUUGGAGAAGGAGGGGAUUACUCUGCCUGAGACACUUCCUCUCACUAAGACAGAGGAACAAAUUCUGAAACGUGUGCGGAGGAAGAUUCGAAAUAAAAGAUCUGCUCAAGAGAGCCGCAGGAAAAAGAAGGUGUAUGUUGGGGGUUUAGAGAGCAGGGUCUUGAAAUACACAGCCCAGAAUAUGGAGCUUCAGAACAAAGUACAUCUUCUGGAGGAACAGAAUUUGUCCCUUCUAGAUCAACUGAGGAAACUCCAGGCCAUGGUGACUGAGAUAUCAAACAAAACCAGCAGCAGCAGCACCUGCAUCUUGGUCCUACUAGUCUCCUUCUGCCUCCUCCUUGUACCUGCUAUGUACUCCUCUGACACAAGGGGGAGCCUGCCAGCUGAGCAUGGAGUGUUGUCCCGCCAGCUUCGUGCCCUCCCCAGUGAGGACCCUUACCAGCUGAAGCUGCCUUCCCUGCAAUCAGAGGUGCCAAAAGACAGCACACACCAGUGGUUGGACGGCUCAGACUGUGUACUCCAGGCCCCUGGCAACUCUUCCUGCCUGCUGCACUACAUGCUUCAGGCUCCCAGUGCAGAGCCUCCCCUGGAGUGGCCAUUCCCUGACCUCUUCUCAGAGCCUCUCUGCCGAGGUCCCAUCCUCCCCCUGCAGGCAAAUCUCACAAGGAAGGGGGGAUGGCUUCCUACUGGUAGCCCCUCUGUCAUUUUGCAAGACAGAUACUCAGGCUAGAUAUGAGGAUAUGUGGGGGGUCUCAGCAAGAGCUUGGGGGGCUCCCCAUCUGUGUCCAAAUAAAAAGCAGUGGGCAAGGGCUGGCUGCAGCUCCUGUGCCCUGUCAGGAGGACUGGGGGCUCAAACACACCACACUUACUGGCUUUCUGGGUCUUUUAUUUGUACCCAUGUGUCUGUCACGCCAUGAAUGUACCUGGGGAAAUCAACUGACCUCCCUGAACAUUCCAUGCAGUCAGGGAACAGGUGAGGAAAGAAAUAAAUAAGUGAUUCUAAUGCUGCCUAGGUCACCCUCAACCCCCAUUUACUGGCACAAUUGGGUGGAGAGAAGGGAAGGGGUAUGAUUGUCCUGAUGGCUCAGGGCUGCAGGAGGUUCAGAGGGGAAGGAGGAAAGGCCAGGCUGGAGGCUGGGCUGUUAGCACUUCCCUUCCACAGUUCAGAUGGCUCACUCUGGGCUCAGGUUUGCCAUGGCUUCCUUUGGUCCAAACAUAGGCCCUGUCCUUAGUCCUGUGCCCUGUUCGACUUUUGGCCAGGAGGCCUUUUUGUGCUGCUGCUGUUGCAGGGCUAGCUGCAUGGCCCAGAUGCUCAGUGGCCGCAUGUAGGCCAGUGAGCGGAAGACUCGCUGCUGGCAGUAUGCCUCUGGGGUCUGGAAGGCCAGACCCAGGCGCUCCCACACGGUACGGUAGCAGCCUUCAGCUGUCUGGAAGCCCUCCCAAGUCAGGCCCUGUUGGGAGAGAUGACAGUCAUACAUACUAACUUGGCACCCUCUGAAUAGCCAUUUCCACUGAUAGAUGGAGGCAGUAGAGUCUUUGCCUUCAAGGAGCUCCCAGCAAGUGGAGGAGAUAACUAUGACCCACAGACAGAAGCCUGAAGGCAGGAGCUGGAAUGCAUACCAGGGAAAAACGGGAGGCUUUAUAGACGGAUAAGAUGGCAUUGGGUUAUGCCUUGAAGAAAUUUGGUGGUUGAGGAAGUUUUCUGGGCCAGGAUACAGAUGGUGGAGAGAUGGGAAAGGGAGUACAUUACCUCUUGAAUCAUGGUAGCUGCCAGCCCGUAGACCACACCCACCCAGACUUCAUCAGACUGCACACUGGAUUUAUCAGGGACACCAUGGGGCUGCAUCCCAUUCACAGCCCCCAUGGCCCCUCCUGCAAAGGCCUGGACGUUCAGCUCAAAGAUAGUUUGGAGAGCACGGACCACGUGUGGGGUAGGAAACACCUGGAGGGGCAAGGGCAGGAACGUGGUCUCAUAUACUUACUUCCCACCUCCAGGGAAAACCCAGUUUUCUCUCUGGCUCCUCCUCCUCUCUCUCACCUCAGUGUCUCCUUCUCCUAGGCCACAGGCCUUCAGGAACCACUGUCCAGCACACUGGUCAGACAUAACACUACGAGACUGAGGCCGAGAGCUGCUGUCAUAGUUGUAAUAGCGGCCUGGAGUCGAGGAAGAGAAAAAUAAGGCUCUUGGUGUCCUCUCAGCUGCCUUAAGACUACUUAGGCUCCCCAAACUCACCAUUCCACAGCAGUCUCUCAUAGGCUUCUUGGCCCCGGCUGAGGAUGGAAGAAAACUUAUCCUGGAUGUCCUGUGCCCCACACAGAGCAGCCAUCUGGACCAUCACAGCCACAGCUGCCAGCCACAGCCCUCCACAGUAAGCACUGAUCAGGGACAUGGGUUUGGGGGUCAGACUGGCAGCUCCAGCUGCUCCCAUGCAGUGUAAUAGACAAGGAGUCAUUUUUUUCUUGAGCCCUACAAUCCCUUGGUGCCCAGUUUCCCACCUCAGGCCUCCUGGAAACCCCUACCCGCUAACCUGGGGCCUGUGGUCACCCAUCCAUCAUAGGUCUGGUCUGCAUAGCCUCCAUUUUCAAUGAGUCCAUCAUGGUCCUUGUCAAACUUCAUUUCAGACUCCAUCACAGCCUAGAGAGGGACCAAGAUGUUGAAGACCUAGGUACUGAAGAAAGGCAACAACCAGCUAGGCUUUUCCCAGACACCAACCAUACCCCUGGCACACUGGCCACUGCAUGUGCAUCCCUUACUAGACACACAGGCCACAUGUCCUUCAGGAAGUUUUGAUCACCCGUCAGGUAAUAGUCCCGAUAAACCUGCAGCACAAACUUCAGGUUCAGGUCCUUCCAGUCAGCAGUAUCAUGGAUUAAAUAUGCAUUGACGCGGA